Molecule: messenger RNA, 1068 nt
Organism: Microstroma glucosiphilum
Lineage: Eukaryota; Fungi; Basidiomycota; Exobasidiomycetes; Microstromatales; Microstromataceae
Product: Arginase/deacetylase
Exons: 1
Molecular function (GO): agmatinase activity; metal ion binding
Source: RefSeq, a predicted model, not a curated record
GAUGAGGUCACUGCCGAUUCGGUCUUCUCGGGUUUGACCACUUUCGCCCAUCUCCCUUAUGCUGCGUGCUUCUCGCCUCAGACUCACCUCUUCCCCGAGGAAGGAGAAGUGGUCAAUGGCUCCCACUUUGACAUUGCCAUUGUCGGCAUGGGCUUCGACACCGGAACAAGCUAUCGACCUGGAGCCCGUUUUGGCCCUGGAGGAAUCCGUACUGGCUCUAAGCGACUGAACCUCUACGGUAGCUACAAUGUGCCCAUGGCCAUUGACCCUUUCAAGAACUGGGCCAAGAUUGUCGACUGCGGUGAUGUCCCUGUCACUUCCUACAAUAACGAAAAGGCCAUUUCUCAGAUGAGCAGUGGACACAAGUUCCUCAUGUCCCGCGAUGUGACAUACAAGGGCAAAGAGCACAAGAAGGACAGCACUGCCCCUGCUGCCCGUGGACGCUUCAGCAAGGACGGCAAGCCCAGGCCUCGAGUCAUGACUCUGGGUGGUGACCACACCAUCACCCUGCCGCUCAUCAGGAGCAUUCACGAGUCCUACGGUCCCGUCUCUGUGCUGCACUUUGACGCCCACUUGGACACCUGGAAGCCCACCGUCUUCGGAGGCUCUCCCGGUCUGAUCAACCACGGAACCUACUUCCACCACGCCUUCCAGGAGGGUCUUAUCACCAACACUUCUGCCCACGCUGGUAUCCGUACCACCCUCAGCUCUCUAGCCGACUACGAGCACGACAAGGAGUGUGGUUUCAAGCUGCACGAGGCGAGAAUCAUCGAUGAGAUUGGUGUACAGGGAAUCAUCGACUCGAUCAAGGCACGCGUUGGAAAGGGACCUGUGUACCUCUCCAUCGACAUUGACACCCUCGACAUUUCCGUCGCUCCUGCUACUGGUACGCCCGAGUCGGGCGGAUGGUCCUCGCGCGAGCUCCGAGCUAUUCUUCGUGGACUGGAGGGACUGAACAUUGUCGGUGCCGACUUGGUCGAGGUUGCCCCCGCAUACGACACCCAGGCAGAAAUCACCCAGAUUGCCGCGGCGGACAUUGUCUUCGAGGUGCUCAGCUUGAUGGUCAAG